AUGUUUUUAAGAUAUAAACAAAUCAGUGGUGAAAGAUGGAAAUACAUGCAACAUUACUUGCAGCCAAAGUAUGGAAAAAUCGUUAGAAUAGGACCUAAAAACGUUAUUGUGGCUGAUAAAGAUGUGAUCAAACAAAUGUUGGUUACGGAUGAAAUGCCUAAGAGCGAAAAUUAUGAUACAUUAAGAGUGGAAGAUGCUCGAGUUUCAUUAUUCGUUACAAGAGAUGUAGAAUUUCAUAAAAAACGGAGACGAAACCUUACACCAGCAUUCUCUUUAAAAUACCUUGCAUCAUUAGAACCACUUAUGCAAUUUUGUUUAAGAGAUCUAAUUACAAAACUUGACGAAUCUAUCGAUAACGAUAAAAAAAUUCAUGGCACUAUUGUUAAUAUUUAUGAAUUAAUCAGGAAUACAGCAAUGGAUAUUAUAGGAGAAACUGCUUUUGGAGAGUCAUUUAAUAUAGUAAAAAACGGGAAUCAUCCCUUAACUAGCCUAACUUUUCGAGAAUUGGUUAGAAGAAUUUUAUGCAGCACAUUUCCGGCUCUAAAGUUAUUUCUAAAGAUGGAUCCUUUUAUCGAUGAAUUUUCAAUUAAAAUGAUAAAUAAAAGGAAAAAUUCGGAAAUAAAGAAGAAUGAUUUAUUGCAAAUUAUGCUGGAUUCAAUUGAUGUUAAAGGAGGAAUGGAACAAAUAGAAAUUUGCGAACAGAUGUUAGAAUUCAUUUUUGCAGGAACAGAUUCAGGAAGUUAUAUUAUAACGAUGGCAAUAAUUGAAUUAUUACGUCACCCCGAAUCAAUGGAGAAAUUAAUAAAAGAAUUGGAUGCCGCUUUAAUUAAUAAUAAUGGAGAGUUUCCAUUAAAUGAUGAAUUAAAACAUUUAUCAUAUUUAACUGCUGUUAUUAAUGAAACUUUAAGAUUAUAUCCUAUUAUGAUGGAUGUCGGUGUGAGUAAACAACUUACAAAAGAUUCGAUAAUGUGUGGAUAUUUUAUUCCUAAAGGGACCUGUGUAAAUUUAAAUAUUUAUGCAAUACAUUAUUCAAAAGAAUAUUGGGGAGAAAAUGCAAAACAAUGGAUUCCUGAAAGAUGGUUAGAUGUAGACAAAUUACCGAAAAAUGCCUUUUAUCCAUUUUCUGCUGGAUCAAGAAAUUGUAUUGGAAUAAAUUUUUUAAUUCUCUAUUUUAUGCUUUAUUAUGUUAACGUUUUAAUCGUAGCAGAAGAUAAAAUAGAUACGUCGUCAAUAUGGGAAAGAGCCAUGUCAAAUUUACCAGCUGAUAAAUUCCUUGAAGAAGAUAUACCCAUUGAUAGUUUAACUAUAAAAGAAUUAAACGAUUGGACUAAAGGAAUUGCGCAGACAUGUUUACGAGGAAAAGCAUCGUUAGUAUACAGUGUUGACGAACUAUCACUUCCGGAAUCAGCAAAAAGUCUCGCCAAUCUCAUGAGAUAUAAAAAAAAACCUUCACAAAUCUCAUUUCAAAAUAAUGAGGAACAGCCACAAUUCUUUACAACAGCAGAUAAACAAAUAGAAAUCGAGAAAACAUUAUUAAUUUUAGAUAACAUUUAUGACUCGGUUGGUGAAGUUCCUUAUUUUAGGACAGAAGAGGAUUUUUCACCUAAUGUGCCACGUUAUGCACCACUUCAAACCAUUCUAAGUUCGUUCGCUAUAAGAUCUGUUCAAACAGUUGAUAAUUAUAUUUUACAUUCGGUUUGUUCAACAACGAAUACAAGUUUUCAUAGGUACGCAGAUAGAUCUAUAUUUUAUAAUUCAUUAUCAUCCGGAUUAUCAUCAGCAGUUAUCAUACACGUUUCUAGAGGAUUAAAGACCGACGUCUUGAUAGAUAUAAUUAGUACAUUAGCGAUUCAAUUACAUAUGGUGAAAUCAAUUGCUUCUUUAGCUGGAUUAGAUACAGAUGAUGAUGCAGUUCGGACAUUGAUUUAUUUGUGUAUCGUCUCGGAUGGGGUUAAAAGCUCGAUCUCAGGAACAGCGAAGGAAUUAGCAAUGAUAAUCAUGCGUAAAAUGGUAGUGGAUCAAAUUCCCACAUCUGCUUUAAGAUCCAUAAAUAAACGCGUUGCAAUGAAAUUACUUAGUAAAGAAGUUGGAGGUAAAGGAUUGAUUAAUUUCGCUUCUUUAAUUCCUUUUGUGGGUGAAUUGGUUACAUUUAUAAAUGAUUCUUUGGCAACAUAUGCCAUUGGACAAGUUUCUAAAUAUGUUUUUUGUCCAAUGGAUGAAUCAAGCGAAACAAAACAUGAUGAUGAUUCGCCAUCUUCCCCACCACCUCCUUAUCCUGGUAGAAUUGAACUUUAA
This is a messenger RNA of Funneliformis geosporum, 2295 nucleotides long. Lineage: Eukaryota; Fungi; Glomeromycota; Glomeromycetes; Glomerales; Glomeraceae. The record is from the annotation of a GenBank genome assembly.